Colletotrichum fioriniae is the source of this 1425-nucleotide messenger RNA. RefSeq lists its product as uncharacterized. The record is from RefSeq and is a predicted model, not a curated record. NCBI's taxonomy places the organism in Eukaryota, Fungi, Ascomycota, Sordariomycetes, Glomerellales, Glomerellaceae. Gene Ontology annotation, molecular function: zinc ion binding.
AUGGGCUACCGGACCCCGCGCAGCGGCGGCGGCCGACGGUUAAUGUACAAUAGCGGCGGCGGGGGCGGUGGCAGCAGCAGAAAGACGACGACCCCUUAUACACCCAACCGCAGCGGCGGCGGGGGCGGUGGCAGGACAUAUUCCCCAUCGCCCCCUCCCUCGCAAAAGAAGCGCCUCGACGGGCUAUUCCUCGAAGGAAACUGGUACUGCAACUGCCAGCCGCGGAACACGGCCAAGUUCCUACAAGUCAGCAAGAACACGGCCAACAGGGGCCGGUGGUUCUACACGUGCGAGAAGAGGCGCGGCGGCUGCAACUUCUUCCUGUGGGCCGAGGACGCGGAGAACAGGGCCGAGGGGGCAACCAUGACGCUGCCGCCCAUGCCGCAGGAUGGUGCCGCUGCUGCUGCUACAACGCCUCGGCGGACGACGACUGGUCAGACUCAGGGUGGCUUCACGCCGAGUACGGCUUCCACCAUCAAACCCGCUGCGAGUGCGGGAGCGCUGGCUCAUUCUUCGACGGCCAUGACGGAACCGCCUUCGUCGCCCACGGCGCAGAGAAGCGCCGCUAAGCAAAAGUUCAUGGAUACCUACUUCAAGAAUCGACCCGUCCAGGUGCCCGAGGAGGAAGAGCCGAACGAUCUCAUGGUCACGGACGAAGAAGCCGAGCUUACAACCCCGGCGCAGAGAAAGAGGAAGAGAGUCCUCUUCGACUUUGACUCUGAUGACGACAACGGAGAAGAAGCACAGGGACAGGGGCAGGGAGGAGCUGGGACCGACGACUACGGUCUCGACGACGACGUCUCCUCGGACGAAGAGAGGGCCAUGACCGAGGCCAUGGAACGCAGCGCCAAGAAGCUUCGCACCGUGGGCGGCGGUGGUGGCGCGCCUUCCACGCCCGCUGCGCAGCGUACGGUGCACGACGGUGCGCUGCCUACGCCGCAGACUGUCAGCCGAACACUCUUCCCCGGCGCGAAGCGCCGCAAGGUCGGCGAGGACGUCGUCGGGGAGAUCUCUCCGGGCAACGCAUCCUUUUCGACGAGCACUUCGUCAGCGACACUCGGACGCUCAACAGCAGCAGGGGGAACAGGCGCCCCCCCUUCCUCCUCGCCGCCAACCUCGACCCCCCAAGAAGAGCAGCUCGAUCCAACAGAGGAAGUCAUGGACCUACUACGCCAGGGUCAGAAGGGCGUGGGCGUAGAUGACGCCACCGCGCGCGACGUCAGAGCCGUGCUGGGCCGGUUCGCGAUGAAGGCCAAAGGGCUGGCGCGGGGCCGGGACACGGUGCGGACGGCGCUCAAGGCCAAGGACGAGAAGAUUGCGGAGCUGCAGGAGCGGGUUGCGAGUCUGGAGGCCCGGGCGAGGACGCAGAGGGAGCAGAUUGCGGAUUUCAAGGCUGGUAUGAUGGACUUGUACUCGAAGCAUUGA